This is a messenger RNA of Chrysoperla carnea, 3482 nucleotides long. RefSeq names its product neuroligin-4, Y-linked. Gene Ontology annotation, cellular component: cell surface; synapse; postsynaptic membrane. Gene Ontology annotation, biological process: presynaptic membrane assembly; chemical synaptic transmission; modulation of chemical synaptic transmission. Lineage: Eukaryota; Metazoa; Arthropoda; Insecta; Neuroptera; Chrysopidae. The record is from RefSeq and is a predicted model, not a curated record. Bases 263 to 3262 code for a protein of 999 amino acids. Gene Ontology annotation, molecular function: signaling receptor activity; neurexin family protein binding. The transcript is spliced from 10 exons.
GACUAUUCUCAAACGUUAAAUAAUGAUCACGGACAAAAUAUUAUGGUUUUGAAAAUAAAAAAUUCGAAUCAAAAUUUUGCUCACAACAAACAGUCUAAAAUACCUAGACUGGGUGAUUAUCAACAACAAAGUGGUGAAUAGUCAUGAGGAAAGCCGUGCUGCGUGGUGGUAUACGCAGAAGAAGAAAUGUGGGCGCCAGGUGCGGUGGUGCAGUGGUGUGUAUAGUAUCAGCACUGCUGGUGGUUCCUGGGUGACAUACGUCAUGUGUGCAGGCGGGUAUACAACGGGUUUGUUUCAACGGUACAUGUGGUCGGGUCAAGUGGUGUUAAUAUAUUUUUUAAUUAUAUCAGCUAUUUUUGGUGUUGAAUGUGUUGGUUCUGCUUCAGUUCUAGUUCAUAAAUAUAGUACUCGUGUUGUUCGAACUAAAUACGGUCCAUUACGUGGUGUUAUUGUACAUAGUCACCCUCCAGUUGAAGCAUUUCUUGGCGUUCCAUACGCUACACCACCCCUUGGAAGUCUCAGAUAUAUGCCACCAGUGACACCAUCAAUGUGGCGUAAUGCUCGCUUAGCAGACCGUUUUAGUGCUGUGUGCCCGCAAAAACCUCCAGAUAUAGGAAAUCGAACUGAAGCAUUAUUAGAGUAUCCACGUGGUCGUUUAAUUUAUUUAGAAAAACUGUUACCGUUAUUAGCUAAUCAAAGUGAAGAUUGUCUGUACCUAAAUUUAUAUGUUCCACGAGCAGGCUCAGGUCCUGAGGGUGUAAACGCAGCUUUACCGUGUAUACUUUACGUGCAUGGUGAAAGUUAUGAAUGGAAUUCUGGUAAUCCGUAUGAUGGAACUGUUCUAGCAUCAUUGGGACAUGUAAUUGUUGUUACAAUUAACUUCCGUUUAGGUGUAUUAGGUUUUUUAAAGACGGGUGCUAAAGGCAGUGCUCAAGGGAAUUUUGGUUUAAUGGAUUUAGUAGCUGGUCUACAUUGGUUACGUGAAAACUUACCAGCAUUCGGUGGUGACCCCGAACGGAUUACUCUAAUGGGACAUGGUACUGGUGCAGCUUUAGCUAACUUCAUUGCUGUAUCGCCUGUCGCUAAAGAGUUACUCCAUCGCGUAAUCUUAUUGAGUGGAUCUGGUUUAAGCCCAUGGGCAUUACAACGUGAACCUUUAACAGUAAAACGACGGGUGGCCAUGGCCACAUCGUGUCAUGGUGAUUUAGUUGAAGAUGAUCUGGCUCCUUGCUUACGUACAAAAUCAUUACAAGAAUUACUCUCAAUUAAUAUUGAGCCACCACGCUUUUUACCCGGGUUUGCACCAUUUAUCGAUGGCACUGUUUUAUUAAAUCCAACAAGUGGUGGUGGCGGGAGUAACAGUGGUAGUGGCGGAAGUGGUAGCAGUGGGAGUGGUGGUCAUCCAUUACCGCAACAAUCAAAUGGCGCUAGUUCAACAUUAGCAACAUCCGCGGGUUUUGAAUUAGCUGAUUUUAUUGAUCGUGAUUUAUUAUUUGGUUUAACAAGUACAGAAUCAUAUUUAGAUUUAAAUGCACAAGAUUUAGAAUUUGGAUUUAAUGAGACGCGGCGUGAUCGUAUAUUACGAACAUAUGUGCGGAAUUCAUAUUAUUAUCAUUUAAAUGAAAUAUUUUCAACAUUAAAAAACGAAUAUACCGAUUGGGAACGUCCAAUGCAAAAUCCGUUAAGUGUUCGUGAUGCCGCGUUAGAAGUGUUAAGUGAUGGACAUACUGCAGCACCAUUAAUACGAGUGGGAUAUUUACAUGCGUUACGUGGUGGUAAAACAUAUUUCUUACAUUUUUUACAUCAAAGCAGUGAACGAGAUUUUCCACAGAGGACUGGUAGCGUAAGAGGAGAAGAUGUGCCAUAUGUAUUAGGAUUACCAUUGGUUGGUGGACAGCCUUUUUUUCCACAUAAUUACACACAUGCCGAUAUGAAUGUUGCAAGAUUAUUGAUACAUUAUUUGGCAAAUUUUGUUCGUAAAGGUGAUGAAAAUACACCUAAUAAAAUUUAUUUACAAAUGUCUAGCAUUGCACCAUUUUGGGAUACAUAUGAUACGAUUAACCAACUUUAUUUAGCAUUAGGUACAAAACCAGAAAUGAGAAAUCAUUAUCGGGGACACAAAAUGUCAUUAUGGUUAAAUUUAAUACCACAAUUGCAUCGACCUGGUGAUGGUGAUGAUUUUUCAAUGAGGCAUCAUCAUAUGGAAGAGGGAGCACAAUAUUAUGAUGGUUCAGUUCGUCCACAAACAAUGCAGCGACCAACAAACGUAGGUCAUGUCAUCUCCAACCCACCACCAGUUAGUACUCGUGCACCACAAACAACAUCAACAACAAGCUCAACAACACUCCAAUCUGUAGCACAACCAACACCCAAGUCUGAUACAGCAUUACAAGCAAUUACAACAGAAUGUCCACCAAACUCUACAAUUAGUACAACAUUAAAUCAAAAUGGAAUUAACAAUAAUAAUCAUAAUAAUAAUAAUAACAAUAACAAUAAUAAUUUAUUAAGGAAAUUAGCAAGCAGUCAUUAUCAAAGUUAUACCACUGCCUUAACAGUAACAAUAGCUGUUGGAUGUUUUCUAUUAUUAUUAAAUAUCUUAAUAUUUGCUGGUAUUUAUCAUAAACGUGAUCGAAGUCGACAUCGUUUUGGAACAAAGAAAAAAGAGGAUUUAGCUGAAGCAGGCAGUUGUAGUAGUUCAUCAAAUGAUACAUCUGGACCAGGUGGUCUAUAUGAAACAAAAGUGAUACAUCACUAUCAUAGUGGUGGGCAUAGUGGUGAUCCUAGUGGUAAUAAAAGUGGUAGUUUUGAUUAUGAUUGUCAAUCAAAAUCAUCAAACUUUUUAAAUUUAAUUAGUGUGGAGAAUAGUGGGAGUAUUAUUGGAUACAGUGAAAAAAUACAAUUAAAGAAAAAACAUUCAAUAGAUAAUAGUAGUAUUGUUGAAUUACAAGAAUUUAAAUCAUCACCUCCUUCAGGUGUAAAACGGUGUGCAGGUAGUAUGAACAAUAUAACUGAAUCUAUUUUAUUACCACCAUAUAACGGAGGUAAUAGGGAUGGACAUUAUAGUGCAAGUGGUACGGGUGGAGGUAGUGAAAUGAAUACAAGUCCUAGUAUACCAGAACCCCCUCCACCGCCAAAAGGACAGCCACCAAUGAGUAUGUGUCAACAGAAUCAACAAGGUGGUGGUAUAUUAAGGCCGCAAGGUGGGCCGACAACACCUGGAACCAUGAAAAAACGUGUACAAAUACAAGAAAUAUCUGUAUGACUUAUUUAUAACUUAACGUUGAAUUUGCUUUCCUUCAAGCCGUUUUUGUUGUCUUUUCUUAAUUUUAAAUUAUUUUUCAUGAACAAAUAAUGUUUUUCCUAUGAUAUCGAAUAUAUUCUGAUUAUAUCACAAAAAUAUUGAUUAUGGUUGGUAAUUAUGAGCGAACAUUUAAGAAGCGAUUCACAUUUUUUCUUUUUUUGUUUUACUUUUAUGAAACUAA